Messenger RNA from Penicillium olsonii, 852 nucleotides. The record is from the annotation of a GenBank genome assembly. NCBI's taxonomy places the organism in Eukaryota, Fungi, Ascomycota, Eurotiomycetes, Eurotiales, Aspergillaceae.
AUGCUGGAAUCCGAUCAAUUUCGCGAGGUCUUAAACACCGACAUUCGAAGCCCCAUCCCCGAGGCCUUGGCGUCGAAAAUCACGUCUCUACCGCCGUUCAUCCCCAUACCAGGAGUAUCCAACUUCCGCGAUCUGAGCCAUGACGACAACAAGUUGCGCCCGGGGUAUGUAUAUCGCUCCGGGAACUUGUCGGACAUCAUGGACUCCGGCAAAUCGAUCAUCGCGACCGAAUUAGGCAUUACCGCCAUUUUUGACCUUCGGAAUGAAGCCGAAAGACAAAAGGCAGCAUCGCCAUCAAUCCCCGGAGUCGACACGAUAUGGAUGCCGUACGCAGGCCGACCGGCGACAUUGAAUCUCCGGGAUUUUGCGGGCGAAGACAAGGGCGCAGCAGGGUUCGUGAAGAUGUACUCGGGGAUUCUUGACGCGGCUAAACCGGGCUUCACCGAGGUAUUCACCCACAUCAGGGAUAACCCCGAUGACCCAUUCAUCUUCCAUUGUUCUGCCGGCAAGGACCGAACAGGCGUUUUAGCUGCUCUUAUUCUCCUUCUCAUUGGCCGGCCCCAGGAGGAGAUCAUUAACGACUAUAUUUUGACCCGUGUUGGCUUGGAAAGUGCCCGCGCAAAUCUUUUGGAGGCUUUUGCUAUGAAUAUGGAAACUGACGAGAUUGAUGUCAGUCAACUCAGUCCAGAGGCAUUGGGAAUGCUCGAACUGUGUGGCGUUCGCGCGACCGCAAUGGCCGCAUUCUUGAACCACUUUGAAAGUACUUUUGAGAACGGGAUUGAGGGCUAUUUGACUGAUGGGCUUGGGUUCUCGUCAACCCAUGUCGAAAUCAUGCGCAAGAAUCUGAUUUAG